AGCUGCUGCGCAAGCACAACUUCCUCCCUCGAGUGACGCAUUAAAGGCGAGGAAGGAGCAGGCCGUGCAGCGCCAGAGACUCCAAAGCUUUAUGCGCGUCAUGAACGUGGGAUUUCCAGGCGGGGGUGCAGAAGAUCUGCAGGCGUGCACGCUUGCUUGAAGCGGCCCAGGAAGUGAAAGGCGUGCAGCUGACAGAUUGGCUUCCUCUUGUGCAGACCUCUUUGUCAAGCCCUGCAUCACAAUGGGGAAUACAAACAACCGCUCCUCAGCAGGUUCUUCUUUUGAUUUCUUCCAAACUCACCUGACGCCCUCAGAGGCAGAUGUGACGACAAUGGCCAUAUCCUCCGAAACCUCCUCCCACAGGCCGCAAACGCCCUCGCUCGAAAUGCCCCCGCACGACUCUCACGCCACCACCUUCGCAGUAACGGACUGGGCGCAGAGGCUCUCCCCUCCCUCCGAAUGGGCCAUCUUGAGCGUAGACGGCAGCAUCAAGUCUCCGAACGUGAGUGGCGAAGUGGCUGGCCACGACGAGGCCCCGGUGGUCAGUCUGUGCAGCCUGACAUCACUGAAUUCGUCCAGGGUGUGGCCUUUGGAGCAGAGCUGGCAGGAGAAGGACAGCGGGCUGGAGCCCCAGGCUGCGGCCGAGAGGUCCGGGAAGAAGCUGAGCCGGGCCUUGCUCCGCCUGAUUGAGCGCCAUUGUACUUUGUUGGGCCUCAGCCUAGACAUGGAUACCACCGUGGUAGCUGUAGAGCUGGUCAAACAGUUGAUAACGGAAAGAGACAAACUAGCCGAGGAGGUGAACAGCCUGCGAGAGACUCUAAACAAUGAGAAGUCGGAGUGGCAGCAGUUCCAGUGUGACCUACAGGUGGCCGUGUCCGUAGCCGAAGGACUGCGGGCGGAAUCGGAGCAAGCCCGAAGCCAGCUCCAGGAGGACCACAAGAGUUUGCAGGAGCAGCUGGCCCAGGCCCUGGGAAGGGAGCUGGAGAUGCAGCGGGAGCUGAAAUGUCUGCGCUCCCAACACACGGAUGUGUGCCGAAGACUGGCCUCGCUUGAAAAGCAGCAGCAGCCAAUGGACAGAAGAUUCACAGAAGACAAAAGCCCCCCUGCGGAGGGUCAUGCGAUGAAAAUGCACUACGUUAUGGAGGAAGCUGACAUGAAAAGUGUUCACAAACAAGAGGAGCAUGAAGCUAAUGAAAAGAUGGAUGCAAAAAGAUCUGCGAACUCACAGCUGACUGGCAAGGGUAUAGUGAAGGUAUACGUGGAUGCACUGGAGAAGAAAAAAGGAGAGCGUGAUCCAAGGAGGAGUCUGUCCCGUAUUCCAUUGCCUGUUGACUCCUCCUGUCACAAUAAUAACUUGAUUAAAACAAGCUCAACAUUGCCACAAUGCAAGCAGAAAGAAGAGCCACCACAAGGGAGGAAGAUGGCGCACAUUUUCAAGCGCCAUGACAGCUGGUCAAGCUGUCACACAGUGGUAUUGGAGACUACUGGAGAAUUGGAGACUUCUUCCAGAGUAAAUGUUCACCAAUCUGCAUCCAGACUGGAAAUGGAUGCUGUAUGCACAAAACCACCUCUGGGAAAACUGGAUGACGCGCCUUCCGAUAUAAUCAAACCCGCGAAUGGAUUGUGCGCUCAGCUACGGCGUCACGGUGGCUCCAAAAGAAACUCCCUGCUGAGCUGGUGUCAAAGUCGUACUGAAGGCUAUCAGUAUAUUGAGAUCACGAACUUCAGCACCUGCUGGCAGGACGGUUUGGCCUUCUGUGCCGUGUAUCAUACUUAUCUGCCUACUCGCAUCCCUUACAACCGCCUCGACCCAGCAGAGAAGAAGGAAAAUUUGGAUCUUGCUUUUAAGACAGGAGAGUCUGUUGGGAUCACAACCACUCUGUCCGUGGAGGAGAUGCUGAAGGAGGAUGGUCCAGAAUGGCAGAAAGUACUGUGUUACGUCGAAAGCAUAUUUCAUCACUUUGUCAGAUAUGAGGUAGCAAGCACCCAAGGCUAUGACUGUGUGUCUGCAAUAUGACCAGAAUUGAUCGUUUUAUGGUGCCGCUCACUCCUCUUGCGCCGUCAUGCUUCACUGCUCCCCAGUAUAAGAACCUUGACUGGGUUUCAUUUUUUUUUUUUUUUUCUUUUCCUUCCCCCCCCCAAUGAUGUCGCUCACACUGGGUAAGAUAAGCAGCCAGGUUGUUGCACUGACUGUACCCCAUGUUACGAAAAAAAAAAAAAAAGUGAGACAAGCAUGAAUAUAACUGAACUCCUCAUUUGUUUUGUUGGGCCUUGAAGCACUGGUUUGCACUAAAUUUCUUUAAGAAAAUUAACACUUUAAUGGAGACUAUUUUUGGAAUAGGGGCACUUAGUGUUGUUUAUCUUGGCCGAUAAGCGGCAUCAUCUGCUGUGAUUGUCACAUUCACUGCCUGCAUGCAGCCAAACUCGAGAAGACUGAAUUUUAUAUGUUAAAAUGUUUGACGUCUGAGGAACAUUUUAGGAAAAUGCAUUUGUUUCAGUGGGUUUUUUUUGGUGUUAAGUUAAAUAAAGAUAUAUUUGAACAUUUCACAAUAA
This is a messenger RNA of Phyllopteryx taeniolatus (common seadragon), 2553 nucleotides long. Its product is annotated as cytospin-A-like. Gene Ontology annotation, molecular function: protein binding. The record is from RefSeq and is a predicted model, not a curated record. The transcript has 13 exons. The coding region runs from base 242 to 2017 and encodes 591 amino acids. Lineage: Eukaryota; Metazoa; Chordata; Actinopteri; Syngnathiformes; Syngnathidae.